Molecule: messenger RNA, 2952 nt
Organism: Purpureocillium takamizusanense
Lineage: Eukaryota; Fungi; Ascomycota; Sordariomycetes; Hypocreales; Ophiocordycipitaceae
Exons: 1
Coding region: 778-2823 (681 amino acids)
Biological process (GO): protein linear polyubiquitination; proteasome-mediated ubiquitin-dependent protein catabolic process
Cellular component (GO): ubiquitin ligase complex
Molecular function (GO): ubiquitin-protein transferase activity; zinc ion binding; ubiquitin binding
Source: RefSeq, a predicted model, not a curated record
AUAGAGCAUUGCGGCUGCUGCUUAAGCACCGUAUCGCAUCGUACGACGCGGAGACGAUCUCGACAACAAGAGCAUCUUGCUUCAAAGCCAACAGUUACCUUGACCAACGGGCUGCUGUAUAUUUGUCAGUCACUUGGAGUGUCCGCCGCGGACAUGAAUGACACGGUUCGUUUGCCAUUCGUCAGCCCGCCGCCAUCAGAUUCGCGGCCCAGGCAUGGACUACCCCCCUGCAAGUUCUUUUCCCAAGGUCGUUGCCGUAACGGCAGUGCCUGCCCUUUUCCUCAUCCCGAAGAAGAUGGAAGAACACACGGUGGUAUAGGCCCAGGCACUACCACUACUACUAGUGUGAGUGGACGUCCUAGCUUCACGACACCACCAGUGGAUACGCGCGCGCAGGUCCCCUGUCGGUUCCUCUUACGAGGGUUCUGUGUCAAGGGUGAAAGAUGUCCAUUUGCACAUGACAUGCAACAAGAUGACACAGAUGGGGUAGAGCAAGAUGAGGUACCAAGAUCAGUGCCCAGAAGAAUCUCGUGGUUUGCGCAUGGGCUAAUCGGCUUGUAGGAAGACUCAGCGCCCGAGAACUGGUGUCGGGAGCUCAGAGGCGCCUUGGUCUACUUCGGAGAUGGAGCCGUUGUGACCAAGGUGAGCCUCCCUUCUGACUUCUCUGCAGUUCGCAUCAGCGGCCUACCUCGGGAUGCGACCGUAAGCCACGUCGUCGACCUUAUCACAUCUCACGGUCUCGCCGUGCAGGAAAGCUGCGUCCGCAUUUCGGCACCGAUGGAUAAUGCUUCGUGCAGUGCCGAUGUGAGGGUUGAAGAUCCUCAGUUCUCGAAACGCCUUUGUGGCAAAUUAGCCACAAAUGAUCUCGAUUAUCCCAAAGCUGUGUCGAUCAGGGCCCCGAUGCCCCAGACGACCAAUUACCGACGUGUCGACUCGAGAAAGGUGUAUUGCUCGUGGCACAAACCAAGCCAAACCGUGUGGUUGAACUUUGGUAGUGAAUUCAUUGCCAGACGCGUCAGCAAGGGAUUCUCAGCUGGUCACUUCAAAGUUCUAAACCAAGAGGUUCGGUGCAAGGAGCCCACCGGUCCCUCCCAGCCUGCACGCGGCGGAAGAUAUGCACGCGCUGGGAGGCUUCGAUACGGCAGAAGUGGUGGGAACCAUUUGGCGUGGACUGUAAUGCUUUUCGACGUUCCGGCACUGGCCCGGCCAGGGGAUAUCACAAAAGAUAUUUGCGACGAAUUGGCCCCGCGCCACGUAGAGUUGGGCGGGCCGAGCUACGACGUCGAUCUAACAACGGCAAAUACGUCGAUUGAGUCGUUGUUGCUCAAAGCUGGGCCGCUGGAGCGGUGGGAGAGUGGCAUAGAAGGAGCCGGGAAGCGUUUCAAAGCUAAGGCUUGGUUUGUGAACGACGCCGAUGCGAGGCAGGCCGCCAUGUCACUCAACAAUACGACGCUGCCAUUCAACAAUGGCAAGCUGACAGUGCAGCUCGUUCACUCGGCGAGGCUCAAGGUCCCCAGUCGCGUCUACAACGUCGUUGAACCAGGUAUAAACAGGCAUGAGGAAGCCUGGGCAAAGCAGCAUCUGGUCUACAAAGCAUAUCCCCCUAUCCACGGUCUUCGGGUCCUAAAACUCGAAGGUGAAGCCAGUGAGGAUGUGGCUAAAGCCAAGGCCACACUGGAGGAGAUGAUUGAUGGAGAGGUGCUGAUGAAGGACGGGAAAGCCAUAUGGUCUCCGUCCUUUGCUGUCAACGGCCAGACUUAUGAGAAGAUGAAGCAGCUCGAGCAGAAACUUGGCAUUCUCAUUGUCCGCGACAAGCGCAGAUGUCGGCUCCGACUCCUGGGUCCUCGGCCGCAGUGCCAACAGGCACAAGAUGCGCUGACUGAGCUUUCCAAGACUGACUCAUCUUCGACCCAUGUGAUUGAACUCAAUGCGCAACAACUUUCCCGCGCCAUCAAGGGUGGUUAUCAAGCCAUCGCCGCGGCCAUUGGAAGAGACAAAGUCAGCGUGGACAUCACUCCUGGCCGCCAACGUAUUUUAGUGAUGGGAUCCGAACGCGAUUUUAAAGUUGCGCAGCGAAUGCUCCAGAGCGGGGAACUGGCAUCCCAGGUGAAGCAAGAGGGCGAUUCGAUCAGCGACUGCGCCAUCUGCUGGACGGAAGCCGAGAACCCGGUACAGACGGCCUGCAAGCAUGUCUACUGCGCCAGCUGCUUCGAGAACCUCUGCCUUGACGGCGUCAACUCCGGUCCGCCUGUCCGGUGCCAACGCCAUGCUGGCGAUGCUGGCACGUGCGGCGAGGUGGUUUCGCUGACCGAGCUUCAGGCGCACCUCCCAUCCGCGGCCUUGGAAGAUAUACUGGAGGCUGCUUUCUUAACUCACCUCAGACACAAUCUCAACCAGCUGAAGAACUGCCCCACUCCCGAUUGCGGGCAAAUCUAUCGCGCGGCGAAGGCAUCGGAACACCAAGACAGCGCAGCUGGCACGGAUGAGAGCCUCUUAUUCAAAUGCCCCUCCUGUGUCAAGGCCGUAUGCACGGCAUGCAACGCCUCACAUGACGGUCAGACCUGUGCCGAAUACCACUACCUCGCAUCCGACGAUUACAAGGCACUGAAAGCUCUCAAGGCGGAAUCCGGCAUCAAAGACUGUCCAAAAUGCGGGGUCAUGAUACAAAAGUCUUUCGGAUGCAAUCAUAUGACUUGUACCGCUUGUAAUGCCCAUAUUUGCUGGGUGUGCUUGGAGACGUUCUCUUCGGGACCUCCCGUGUACGCUCAUAUGGGGCAGAAGCAUGGCGGAAUCGGCAUCGGCUACUAUCCAGGAUUGGCUUAGAAGACGGACCAGAUUGGUAUGAAAACCCAUCAGCGUAUACUUCGUACUUCUUUGCUAGGACAGCAGCAAUGCGACAGCCAAAUCCAUGUUACUUUCGAGGUGCCAGGAAUCUGCGUUGAUUAUGCUGUG